Messenger RNA from Synchiropus splendidus (mandarinfish), 876 nucleotides. It is a transcript of the gene tm4sf5, whose product is annotated as transmembrane 4 L six family member 5. The transcript is spliced from 5 exons. The record is from RefSeq and is a predicted model, not a curated record. Bases 131 to 739 code for a protein of 202 amino acids. NCBI's taxonomy places the organism in Eukaryota, Metazoa, Chordata, Actinopteri, Syngnathiformes, Callionymidae. Gene Ontology annotation, cellular component: membrane.
UGUUUGACUUUCACUGUGCGUAAGGGCAGGCAGAGGUGUGUUCCUGCUUUCAAGCACCUUGUGUUCACGUUUCAUUAACUCUCAGAUCCGACUGACUGGAGACUCAGGACCUAAGAGCAAGGCAAGAAGCAUGUGCUGUACGGGAAAGUGUGCCCGGCUGGUGGGCCUGAUUCUGCUGCCCACCGCCUUCAUCUGCAUAAUCGCCAACCUGCUGCUCUUCUUCCCCAAUGGUCAGCAACUGGAAACCGACCAGAUCUCAUUGCAAGUCUGGCUGAUGGGAGGGCUUAUUGGAGGAGGCCUUUUUAUGCUGUGCCCGAGCUGCUCGGCUAUCAGGGCUGGGGGCAAGGGUUGCUGUGGAGCGGGUUGCUGUGGGAACCGUUGCCGGAUGUUGAAUUCAGUAUUUUCUUCUGCCUUCGGUCUGAUCGGAGCCAUCUACUGCACGAGCGUUGCCUCAGCUGGACUGGCUAUCGGGCCGAAGUGCAGGGUGGCAGGCGGCGAGUGGGAAUAUCCUUUUGAAAAUCUUGGCGAAGGGGAAAAUGGCUACCUGUUCAACCAGACUAUCUGGGGCAUUUGUGAGUUCCCCAAUGACGCAGUCAUGUGGCAUGUGGUCCUCUUCUUCAUCCUGCUGAUCAUGGCGUUGCUGCAGUUCCUGCUCUGUGCCAUCCAGGUCAUCAACGGCUGUAUGGGCUGCAUCCUGGGAGACUGCCGGGAGAGAAAGGACGAUGACAGUGGGCUGUGAAAGUGGAGCUUCGCUGUCACAUGAAGCCUGUGGAAGAAACCUUCCUCCACACUUUGAGGUUUUGGACUAUCGCAAAAAAAUGUGUCUGACUGAUACUGUGUGCACAUUAACAUGUUGUUUUCUUAUCAAUAAAAUAA